Melanotaenia boesemani (Boeseman's rainbowfish) is the source of this 3099-nucleotide messenger RNA. RefSeq names its product toll-like receptor 1. Gene Ontology annotation, biological process: toll-like receptor signaling pathway; immune response; inflammatory response. Gene Ontology annotation, molecular function: protein binding; transmembrane signaling receptor activity. NCBI's taxonomy places the organism in Eukaryota, Metazoa, Chordata, Actinopteri, Atheriniformes, Melanotaeniidae. The record is from RefSeq and is a predicted model, not a curated record. Gene Ontology annotation, cellular component: membrane. The transcript is spliced from 3 exons. Bases 99 to 2591 code for a protein of 830 amino acids.
CGACAACUUAACAGAAGAGUGCGGAUGAGUACGUUUUUAAAUAACACAGAGGAUAAAAGUCUGAACAGGUCAGAUCAGACCUACACACUCUCUCUGCCAUGUCUGCGCAAAGGUGUUUUAGAGGAAGCAUGCUUCAGCUGAUCUGGGCCAUUAUCCUCGUGUCCCGUCUGAAACCUUUCUGCUCUGCUGGAAAAGAAGACGAGGAGGGAUUUAAACUGUGUGUCACAAUGAGUCGAGGAGUGACGGACCUCUCCAAUCAGAAUCUGGUAGAGGUUCCCUCUGAUAUCUCCAACAACACGCAGUAUCUGGACAUUUCUUACAACUCCAUCAGCGAACUCAAGGAAGCUCCGUUUUCCGGAUUGUCCCAGCUCUGCUUCCUGAAGGCAACCCACUGCCUCCUGAGGAAGAUUUCACCCACAGUGUUCAGCCACACUCCUGCACUCAAAGUUCUUAAUAUAUCUUUUAAUGAAUUACCCUUCAUUCCUGAAUUUCCACUGAAACAGCUGAGAAUUUUUGACCUGAAUAAUAACAUGUACUCCAGUUAUCGGAUGCCAGCAUCAUUUCAGAGUUUAACCAGUCUGGACGUGCUGUCGUUGGGGAGUCCUGCUGCUGUAUCGGUCAACGUCAAUGACUUUGAUCCACUGAUCAAUAUGACUCUUCAUCAUCUGGUUUUGGGAGCAGGAACUCGGUGGCAGAAGUAUGAUUCUGGUUCGCUUGCAAAGAUCAAGUCUCUCCAAAGAUUUUCCCUUAAUGCCUCUUUUUGUGAUAAUUGGUCUAUGUUUGAGAACCUUCUCAAGGACUUGAAUGAGACGCAAGCAAAAUCGCUGAGAUUUAUCUCUGUGUUUCCAGACAGCUGCAACGUUAGUGAGAACCUCUUCUAUAACCUGCGAAUGAUGCCGUGCAUCCAGAACCUGACCAUAGAAAACACCUGGAUAAACAGCUCAUUCAUGGAGGUUUUCAUUAAGAAUGUGUGGCUGUCCCAUCUUUAUGAUGUCUCCUUUGUUAACAUCACCUACAACGAAGACACACCUGACGGGUUUCAGUUUCCCACCAUUAACCACACGACCAAUGUCCACUCGUUUACCUUCAAUGGAGUUAAUCACUAUCAAUACAGAUAUCCCACGAUCAAUAUGAGCUUUGAUGCUGUCUCAAAACUGACCUAUCUAAAGUUUUCUGGGACAGGAAUGAACAUUUUACCCUGCAGGGUCUUGUCUGCCCUGCCUUCGCUGGAGACACUUGACCUGUCCAACAAUCUGUUGUCAGAGUCGGGCUUCUGGUGGUUUAAGUGUUCACACACCUCGACCUUCCCGAAGCUACGACGACUGUCCUUAAGUAAGAACCGUUUCAGCAGCCUUUCUCAAAUCGCUAAAAACAUGCAACAGAUGAAGACAGUAGAAUCUCUAGACCUCAGCUUCAACUCCAUCAACCUGGACGGGGACUGCCUUUGGCCUGCUCAGCUGACUGAGCUCAGCCUGGGAAACAACAACCUGGGGAACGACAUCUUUAAAUACCUCUCACCAAACUUUAUGAAGAUUGAUUUAUCUAAAACAGGAAUAACAGCAAUAACACAUGAAGAUCUGUCUGGAUUUACAAAGCUGACGCAUCUCAAGCUGAGCUCCAACAGCAUCCAGGUCAUUCCUUCAACUCUCGCCGCUCCGGCUCUGAUCAGCCUCUACGUCGACCAAAAUGCCAUCACCUCUAUAACCAGGGAGUCUUUAGCCGGGCUGCCCCUCCUGAAGACCCUCAAAGCUGGGAGCAACCCCUUUCUCUGCUCAUGUGACUCCCAUUGGUUUGUUACUGCUUACAACAAGUCUUUGCUUGUGGACUGGCCGUUAGAUUACACUUGCAGCACCCCGCCAUCAUUUGCAGGCCUGCCACUGUCCGAGUAUAAAACCAGCGAGUUGUCUUGUGAGGCUUGGCUUCAAGCCACAGUAGCUCUGCCCGUGGUGGUGGUGAUAUCUGCGGCCACGGCUCUGCUUUUCUAUAAAUGUGAUGGACUCUGGUAUACAAAGAUGUUGUGGGUCUGGAUCAGGAUGAAGAAGAGAGGCAAGAAACGCUCCAACAUGUUUAAGGAUGUCUCGUUUUGUUAUCAUGCCUUCAUCUCAUACAGCCAUCAGGACUCUGGCUGGGUGGACAACCAACUGGUACCCUCCCUGGAAGGUGCUGGCUUUUUGCUCUGCGUCCAUGAGCGAGACUUUGUCCCUGGUGAAUGGAUAAUAGACAACAUAGUCAACUGUGUGGAGUCCAGCUACAAGACACUGUUUCUGCUGUCCAAGCACUUCGUGCAGAGUGAAUGGUGCAACUACGAACUCUUCUUCGCCCAGCACAGAUCGAUCAGCAUCCAAGAGGAUUCUUUAGUUUUCAUAUUACUGGAGCCAAUACCAACCGACUCUUUUCCCAAGAGGUUCCUGAAGCUGAGGAGCUUACUGAAGCAGCAGACAUACCUGGAGUGGCCGAAGGAUGAACGGAAGCAACAGCUUUUCUGGGCUAGUCUUAAAUCUAUGCUGCACAUGGCGGAUAAAGCCAUUGUUCUGAAAAAUGUGGCAGAAGCCAUGUUAGAUACACUUCCUCUGGUCAGCAGCGAAGUGUAAGGGAUAUAAUCAUUGCAUGGUCAGUUGAUUUUUUAAAAACUGUUGAAAUGCCAGAAUGUUUAGUGAAUUAAUUUUCUCCCCCAAUGCAGUACUGAAUUUUCAUCUUCCUGGAAGAUGCUGCAAAAGUUAGAAAUCUCUAUUAUUAUUUAAACAAGCUCAGAUGUGUCAUGCUGUCAAAACGAAUUAGAGAGAAGUCAUAUGAUUCUGUAAAUAGAAUUUAAAAGAUCUAAUUUCAGAUCUGUUUCAUAAGGGAAUGAUCCAUAUCAUCUUCACAGAGCAAGAAGUGAAUCAUUUGUUCAGUUUGAGCAGAUGUUGCAGGAAAAUGUCUCCACCUACUGUUUGUAAUGCAGUCAUACAACACAGACAAAAAUAACGCUUCAUGGUACAGAAAUCAUUCAAAUUUAAGUACAAGAUUUACAACUACAGAUGUUGAUGCUCCAAAUAAAACAUUCAUGUUUGCAAAGGUUUCUGAUAUAUGUGUGUUCAAAAUCCAUUAAUGUCCAUUAAU